Molecule: messenger RNA, 2363 nt
Organism: Jatropha curcas
Lineage: Eukaryota; Viridiplantae; Streptophyta; Magnoliopsida; Malpighiales; Euphorbiaceae
Molecular function (GO): protein dimerization activity; DNA binding
Source: RefSeq, a predicted model, not a curated record
UGAGAGUGGUGGACGAUGUCCAACGUCGCGGUCCUGGCGCUGGCGAGGACCACUAAUUUAUCGCCGUUGUUUUUCAUUUCCUCGUUUCUUCUGUACUUCCAAAAUCGCCGAUCCAUUUCCUUUCCAGAUUCCGACCAAUCUCCGACCUUUUCUCUCGCUUUUCUUCACCUCCCUAGCAAGCUACUACUGCUUCAGGUCGUUUUCUCCGUUACAGGGAUUAUGGUACGCGGAAGAGAUGCUUGCUGGGAACACUGUGUUCUUGUCGAUGCAACAAGGCAAAAGGUUAGAUGUAAUUAUUGUCAUCGGGAAUUCAGUGGAGGUGUUUACCGGAUGAAGUUCCAUUUGGCCCAAAUAAAGAACAAAGACAUAGUUCCCUGUGUAGAAGUCCCGGAUAACGUGCGAGAUCACAUUCAAAGUAUACUAAACACUCCUAAGAAACAGAAAACUCCCAGAAAACCAAAGGUGGAUAGAGUGGUUAAUGAUCAACAAAAUAGCUCUUCUGCUAGUGGUGGCUUACAUCCAAACCAUGGAUCCAGUGGCCAACGUGGUAGCACCUGCCCAUCUUUGUUAUUUCCACACCCCUCACCUAGUGGACAGCCAGAAGUAGAUGAUGCUCAGAAGCGAAAACAGGAUAUUGCUGAUAAAAAAAUUGCUGUGUUUUUCUUCCAUAAUUCUAUUGCGUUUAGUGCUGCUAAAUCUAUAUAUUAUCAGGAUAUGUUUGAUGCUGUGGCUGAGUGUGGGGUGGGAUACAAAGCUCCAAGUUAUGACAAGCUGAGAUCCACACUGUUGGAAAAAGUAAAAGGUGAUGUACAUGAUUGUUACAGGAAAUAUAGAGAGGAAUGGAAAGAAACAGGCUGUACAAUUUUGUGUGACAGCUGGUCUGAUGGAAGAACCAAAUCAAUUCUUGUAUUUUCGGUUACGUGUCCUAAAGGAACGUUAUUUUUGAAAUCAGUUGAUACAUCGGGUCAUGAAGAUGAUGCUAAUUACUUGUUUGAGUUGCUUGAGUCAAUUGUCUUGGAGGUUGGCUUGGAAAAUGUGAUACAAGUAAUCACAGAUAAUGCUGCCAGUUAUGUUUAUGCAGGGAGGCUUCUCAUGGCCAAGUACACCUCAUUGUUUUGGUCGCCUUGUGCUUCUUAUUGUAUUGAUAAGAUGCUGGAGGAUAUAAGUAAACAAGAGUGGGUUGGUACAGUUUUGGAGGAGGCAAACACCAUAACCAGGUACAUAUAUAGUAAUGCAUGGACUUUGAAUAUGAUGAGAAAGUUUAUGGGUGGAAGGGAAUUGGUCAGACAUAGAAUCACAAGAUUUGUGAGUAAUUAUCUCUCCUUGAGGGCUAUUGUUAUCCAGGAGGACAAUCUAAAGCAUAUGUUCUCCCAUUCAGAGUGGAUAUCAUCUGUGCAUAGUAGACGCCCCGAUGCUCAAGUCAUCAAAUCUUUGUUGUAUCAAGAUCGUUUUUGGAAGUUUGCGCGUGAAGCUGUUAGUGUUUCUGAACCCCUUGUUAAAAUUCUAAGGAUUGUUGAUGGGGACAUGCCAGCUAUGGGGUAUAUAUAUGAAGGAAUUGAGAGGGCAAAGGCUGCGAUCAAGACAUAUUAUAAAGGUAUUGAAGAAAAAUAUAUUCCAAUUUGGGAUAUAAUCGAUCGCAGAUGGAACAUACAGCUCCACUCACCAUUACAUGCUGCAGCGGCAUUUCUUAACCCCUCAAUUUUCUACAACCCGAAUUUUAAAAUUGAUUUAAGGAUGAGGAAUGGGUUUCAAGAUACUAUGAUCAAGAUGGCUACCUCAGAUAAAGAUAAAAUAGAAAUCACCAAAGAACAUCCAAUGUACAUAAAUGCUCAAGGGGCACUGGGUACUGAUUUUGCAAUCAUGGGAAGGACACUGAAUUCUCCAGGUGAUUGGUGGGCUGGAUACGGCUACGAGAUUCCAACUCUGCAGAGAGUUGCUAUAAGAAUACUUAGCCAACCAUGUAGUUCCCAUUGGUGCAAAUGGAACUGGAAAACCUUUGAGAGUAUACAUAACAAAAAACGCAACAAAACUGAGCUGGAAAAGUUGAAUGAUUUGGUUUUUGUUCAUUGCAAUCUUUGGUUACAAGCAAUUUGCCAAAGUAGAGAUUGGAAGUGUAAACCUAUUAUCUAUGAUGAAGUAGAUGUUAGUUCUCAGUGGCCUACUGAAUUGGAACCUUCAACGCCUCUCUUGGAUGAUUCCUGGCUUGACAAUUUGCCCCUUGAAUGUAGAGGUAGUCCUUGAUGUUGUACAUAAAAAUUUAACACAUAUACUGUCAACGAUUGUGUUAUAUGUUGUAUCUAGAUGACCAUACAAUAUGGUGAAUGGCAAAUUGGACACGUAUAUGCAAUAUCUCUCCACAUAUA